UCUGUAGUAGAAAUCUGGAGAAGAAUCUUCACCGUCUGUAGGUAGAUAGUACUAGAAGUUACCUACUACGGAGUAGGUAAUCCGUCAAUAGCCGUCCACACUAACACACUUACUCACUACGCGUAUCUAUACUUUUACCAGAUACUCACUCUCAGCCCGGGGGCAGCUAACGGGACUAGAUGGGCUAGAUAGUAGGUAAGUAGGGCCGGUGGUGAUUAGUUGGAGUUUGGUGGAUAUCGGCAUCACCGCCUCAGUUGAGGGAGAGGGAGAGUCUAGACUGGUAUUGAGCUAGUGGGAUGGAUACGGAUACUUUUAGAGAGAUAGAUACCGCCACUUUGAGUCUGGAGUGGCAGUGGCAGAGACAGACACAGAGAGACAGACAGAGACUGAGAGAACUAUCUACCUAUCUAGGUACUGUCUCUAGGUACUCCAUCAAUCAAUCUAGACUCUCAAUAGACCUAGGUAGGUACUGUGUACACCGCCCCGUGAUACAUCACACGGUUGUGGUUGGGUCGGGUUGGUCGGGUUGGUUGGUCGGUCGGUCGGGUCAUGGAUGCAUCACAUCACAUCACAUCACAUCGAUCAGGAGGAUCGGCGUGUUGAUCGCUGGUGUUGUUCUUUGUCUGUUUAUGGCAUUAUUGCCUCUCUUUUUUUUUCUUUGUUUCUUCGAUUUUCCUUCCAUCUAUCUAUCGAUCUAUUUUCGGGGUUAUCAAUCCCACUGUCGGUUUAUCUAUCUACGUAUAGUAUCUACUAGACUAUCUAGGGAAGGAUAGUAUCUUAGUAUCUACCUACCAUACCAUUCAUUAGAGCAGUGCGGAGACUGCCACUGGUGCCAGUCCCAGUCCCAGUCUCAGUCUCAGUCUCAGUAUCAGUAUCAGUAUCAACAUCAAUAUCUGAAAACUGCCAGAUUCCACACGGCAAGCUAU
Molecule: messenger RNA, 926 nt
Organism: Aspergillus heteromorphus CBS 117.55
Lineage: Eukaryota; Fungi; Ascomycota; Eurotiomycetes; Eurotiales; Aspergillaceae
Exons: 2
Coding region: 297-773 (158 amino acids)
Source: RefSeq, a predicted model, not a curated record